GCGUGUGUUGGUAGUUCUGGAGAAAUUUAAUAAACAACUUUGGCAAGGCGUCAUUUAAAGGUACAAUAAAAUAUUUGUUGUAAACUUUUAUUUAAAAUACCAUGACAGCGUUUGCAAUAAAUUGCACGCUACAAUUGUUCAUUAACAAAGGAUUCUUUGUAAAUCUACUGGAGAAGCCCUAGGGUGCUUAACGGUCGAAAGUACAUGAUAAUAUAUAACAAGAGUAAUGUCAACGUCAGAGACAUUCACAAAGGAAGAAGUGGCAGAAGCGCAGAAGUUCUGUGAUUUUCUAAUCAAUCUUUUGGAAAAUCACAGCGAGUGCUUAGUUUACUAUUUAGCCGACACGGCUCUAUUGGACUGGUUUGGGCACACCAUAAAAGGUCCGAGAAAUAUAGUGGCGUAUUUAAAAAAUAACGCGGGAAAGUGUAAGCACAGAUUUACCAACCCCAACCCCGUGCGAAAAAUUGGCUUUCGGGAGAACCAUGUCAUUAAGUUACCAAGUGAGGCGAAACAACGUAAUCCUAUCAACUUCUCUCCUUGCGAUUCUGAAAGUAAUUCGCCAAAGUUAACCUUCUCCCCAGUGACGCACCUAAUAGAGAAGGGUCAAGGUGACGGUCCCCACAAUAACUGUCCAGAAUCUCCAAGGAAAAAAUUCAAGGCAGAUAACGGCGACCAAAUCACCGAUAAACCUGAAUUGAAAUACAUCAGUUCAAACGGCCACAUCGAAUUUCACAGAAGGUCGUCGAAAAAAUUGCAGGCGGAAACAAAGUGGAAUAGGCCAUGCAAGUUGGAAGUGGCGUAUUCGGCGACAAACUUUGAAGAUUGUGUAAUUUAUAUGAUGAUCUAUCAAGGAAAUUUGAAAUGCCGUCGAAAUCUUAUGAAAGAUUUUGACGCGUGCGACCCAGGAUCUGAAUAAUUGGUAUUAUUGAUUGUUUAUUUAUAUGUGAUCGUUAUUUUUUUAUUCCAUUUACUCACAUAAUUGUUAUACUUACUUGCAGCCUUAAUUCACAUUUCUGAACAGUUCAAAGCAUGUUUGUUACGUAAAAUGUUAGUGCAAUUGUUAUUAUCUUUUUAAUUUUAUAUAGAUCUGAUGUUAAUAAAAACAAAUUGUUUAUAUUGAAGGUUAGUAUCAAUGAUAAUUUUCUGGAACAAGUUAGCAUGUGGUCCAAGGAAACAUGAGCUACCGAUAUCUUGAAUUGUAAUUAACUUUGUUAUAUAAUUAAGAUUAUAUAGAGAUAGUUAUUUUUUAUAUUGAGUAUCAUUCUUUUACAGGAGUUAUAUAAAAAAGUUUCAGAUUUUGCCUCUGGGAGGCAUUUUAUGUAAAAGAUAUAAAGAGGCUGUAAAACUCCCAGUUCGAUUCCUGUAAUGGAUCUGUUACAUGUACAUUAAAACUAAUACCAGGUAAUACGUAUACCUACUUGAUACCAUCAAGUGCCAAAAUCAGCUUGAGAAUUGCAAUUUGAACCAAUAUUGGUUAAAUAUAGUUUCAAAAACAAUCGCAAACAGUAGACAUUUUUGGUAUAUCAAAAAAUUAGCAAAUAGUCUUGUCUCGUAGCUUAUUUGUAACAUAACCCACUUGACCACAAACAAAAACAUUACAAAUUCCUCAACAUUUACAAGAGUUGACAAAAUA
Molecule: messenger RNA, 1633 nt
Organism: Photinus pyralis (common eastern firefly)
Lineage: Eukaryota; Metazoa; Arthropoda; Insecta; Coleoptera; Lampyridae
Exons: 4
Coding region: 227-916 (229 amino acids)
Source: RefSeq, a predicted model, not a curated record